Zingiber officinale is the source of this 1381-nucleotide messenger RNA. Its product is annotated as transcription factor MYB3-like. The transcript is spliced from 2 exons. NCBI's taxonomy places the organism in Eukaryota, Viridiplantae, Streptophyta, Magnoliopsida, Zingiberales, Zingiberaceae. Gene Ontology annotation, molecular function: transcription cis-regulatory region binding. Gene Ontology annotation, cellular component: nucleus. Gene Ontology annotation, biological process: cell differentiation. Bases 501 to 1163 code for a protein of 220 amino acids. The record is from RefSeq and is a predicted model, not a curated record.
AACCUGAGAAGCACUCGUGGUAGGUAAUUUGCAGGUGCCUCUGAACAUGUCCCACAAUUUGAGGGCACGAGAGAGGCCAAUGGUCACCAGAGCUGUUCUUUUGUCCUCUUCUAAAACAUGGAGCAGCACCUACGUGAGCUCCUUCAUGGCCUUCCACUUCACUUUUUCUUGCUAAAACUACCUUUCAAAUAGCAUGCUAAACCAUGGACUUUGAACUAUAAAAGGCCCUUGGGAUUCCUCGGAGAGUCACAGUACUGAAUUAAGAUACAAGAGAGAGUUGGCAAAGGAAAUGGGGAGGAAGCCUAGCUCUUCGAAUGAGGGGAUGAUCAAUAGAGGAGCAUGGACUCCUCAAGAAGACAAGGUGCUUGUUUCCUACAUAUCGACUUACGGGGUGGGCAAAUGGGAGUCUCUCCCUAAAAGAGCCGGUCAGUUCAGUUCAGUUCCAUAUUCUGAAAAGUGUUGUCUAUACAUUUCUCAAGAGAAAGUGUUGGAUUUGGAGAAUGCACGUAGGGCUUAAGCGUUCCGGGAAGAGCUGCAGACUCCGAUGGCUCAAUUACCUGCGGCCGGACAUCAAGAGGGGGAACAUCUCCGAUGACGAGGAGGCCUUGAUCAUCAGACUCCACAAGCUACUUGGAAACAGGUGGUCUCUGAUUGCAAGGCGAUUGCCCGGGCGAACCGACAACGAGAUCAAGAACUACUGGAACACGACUUUGGUGAAGAAGCUGCAAGGUGAACUGCCUCAAUUCAACAAUCCGUAUCGCACAAUUUCAACUGGAACCGAAUCAAAUUCUAGCGGCACAGCGACCAAGCCGCCACCACAAGGAAAGGUCACUGUUGCAUCUCUGCCGACUGAUGCUGACUCGAACAUGGCUCGAGCCUUUUGUGGUCUGGAUGCUCCUCUGAUGCUGCCAUUGUUGGCCGUCCCAGAAGGCUACUCUGGUUCUGCCAUGGACAUGCUCGCAGUGGCAUGGCCUUUGGAUUCAGGUGCUUGGGAAGAGCCAAACAUCGUCGGCAUUGAGAUCGAAGAGUUUGGAUACGAAUCGCAGAGAGGUGACGGCAUCAAGAACUGUCAGGAUCUUGAAGACAUGAUGGCUAGUGAAGGAGCAACAAACGGCGCUUGGGAGGAAAAUGAUGAUCCUCCCAGCUUCUGCUUACUGUCGUAGAUAACAAAACUCCUUCCAUGCAGUUCUGUGUGAAAGUCCUCUGUGCAGUCGCAAGAUUUGGCCGGAAAGAUCUCGGAUUCGACCGUACAUGGGGCUUUCACACAGAAAAAGAGUGCGAAUUUGCUUCAGGCAGAUUUUAUCUUUUAGUUAGUUUGUUUGGUAAUAAUGUGCAAGAUUUAAGUGAGGAACAUAUAUCGAGUAAGAAUAAAUAAAAGGAG